AUGCGCACACAAACUUCGCUCCGAGUGCCGUCUGUGUUGCAGGUCAAGUACCGUCGAGGUCGAACAACACGUCAUGACGAGGAGAACAAGAACCUGAGUGCAGUGGAAUCCUAUCAGCUGCAAGCUGGCAGGGACCAGGUGCUUUGCAGUGUGACUGGGAACGUUUCGCACGUUAUUAUGCUGCAACAACUUCCGGAGCGGGAGUACGGAGCCGGGCAUAGUUGUAACGAUGUGCGAAGCACUUUGACCAUGAAUGUGGGCUUAGUCACCACGAGACAGGGCCACUCCUCCGAGGUCGAGGUCAACAGCGGCAUCGACGAGUACAGAAAGAUGAGCCGACGGUUCGAGGUCACGGCAGAGGACGGGCUUUCUAGCGUGCAGGUCGAAAUCAAACCAGCCAUGGAGGUACUGCGUCCAAAAAGGAGCUGGGGACGCACGCGCGCCAUCUUCCUCAGCCAUUGCUGCCAGCCCUGGCUGCCGACGGUGGCUACAGCGGAGCAUUCGACCGGCGGCUACUCGGAGCCUGUCAAACAUGAGGUGCCCACAGAAGCUGCGAACUGGUGCAGCCGACUAUGGCACUAA
Messenger RNA from Microdochium trichocladiopsis, 582 nucleotides. RefSeq lists its product as uncharacterized. The transcript has 2 exons. The coding region runs from base 1 to 582 and encodes 193 amino acids. NCBI's taxonomy places the organism in Eukaryota, Fungi, Ascomycota, Sordariomycetes, Xylariales, Microdochiaceae. The record is from RefSeq and is a predicted model, not a curated record.